Messenger RNA from Fundulus heteroclitus (mummichog), 4465 nucleotides. RefSeq names its product receptor activity-modifying protein 3. Gene Ontology annotation, molecular function: coreceptor activity. The coding region runs from base 315 to 812 and encodes 165 amino acids. NCBI's taxonomy places the organism in Eukaryota, Metazoa, Chordata, Actinopteri, Cyprinodontiformes, Fundulidae. Gene Ontology annotation, cellular component: membrane; cell surface; signaling receptor complex. The transcript has 4 exons. Gene Ontology annotation, biological process: regulation of G protein-coupled receptor signaling pathway; calcium ion transport; protein localization to plasma membrane. The record is from RefSeq and is a predicted model, not a curated record.
GGAUGCAGGACGGCGGUCCUGAGCUGUGACUCCUGACGGCUCAGACACACACAGAGCCUCGACCAUCUCGGAGACUGUAACAAGUCACCCUCCGUGAUCUGAUUUCUCUCUGCGUCUAUUUUUCUUGUUUUAUGUUUUUUUUUUCUCUCACUCUCUCUCUCAUCCCGUCUUUUAAAACCCGUCAUGUGUCAUCGAUGCUCGUGACGGAUCGCGCUCGUUCGGGAUGAUUUCAAUUAUGGUUCAAUUUAGGACCCCGUUUCCCCGGAGCUGCCGCUGAUGGUUCAAUCCCAGUCCGACCGGGUCCUCGCAGCGUGAUGGAUUCCUAUGACUUCGACGUGCUGAAACUUUUAUUUCUGGGGGUUCUGGUUAAUACCUGGAUGAUGAGUGGAGCAUCAGCCUCCGACAGCUUCAACUUAGAGCCCACCGUUACCUGGCAGAGGAGGCUCUGCAACGAGUCCCGUCUACGGUGGGAGGUGGAGGUCUGUGGAGAAGACUUCAAACGGGACAUGGCUCACAUAGACCCGCAGCAAUGGUGUAACCUCACGUACUUCAUGAGUGAGUACUACGUCUUCACCGUCUGCACAGAGACAAAGUCCCAAAGCGUCAACUGCUACUGGCCCAAUCCGCUGGUAGAGAGCUACAUCAUCCUUAUACACAAGCACUUUUUCUCCAAUUGCACCAUAGAGAAGGAGAUGUGGGUGGACCCGCCUGACGACACGCUCACCAUUCUCAUUCUCAUACCGGUUUUCCUCACGUUGGCCAUGAUUGCUCUGGUGGUCUGGUGCAGCAAACGGAGUGAUCUCCUGGCAUAGGACAUGAAAACAGAAGAGAGAUAAAAAAGACUGAAAUUAAGGACCAAAUCUCUUCAGUCACUUAAUACUGUUUUAUUUUUGGUCAAAUCGUCCCAUUAGUAGCACAAUAAACAGCUUCUUCUUCUUUUUCUUUUUACAAGAAAUGAGAAAAGCAAAGAUACAACUGACCUCUAACAUUUUAUCCUUCCCUUCUAAAGGUAAUAUCAUUACAAAGAUCAAUUUAGUUUUACAAAACAAAAGCAUUUUAUUCAUUGAGGAAUUUGAUGUUGUUAACCUACUUUUACUAGUUUUCGUUAAAAAUAAAAGCAUAUUUUCUGUGGGUUAAAUGUAGUUUUUUCAUUUUCAAAAUAAUUCUGUCAAGUUAUUUUUCCCAUGUUGAAUUAAACGUUCUGGAAAGAUCCGUCCAGCAUUUUCAACGGGCGAGAGGCGGGGUACACCGUGGACAGGUCGCCAGUCCAUCGCAGGUCCAUUGUUCUGGAAAGAUGAAAGGUGUUAAAUAUAAAUGUGUUAAAUUAGGCUGAAAGACAAGGAACUGAAUUUAUAGCCUUUAUAAAUUAUGGUUUUAGGCAGACUGAGCAGCAUGUAACUAAUCAAUUUAAUCAUUAAUACCUGAGACUUGGACCUGGCCCAAGACCUUACUUUGACUUACCUCUUAAGAAGCAGAUAUUUUACUUAGACCCAGUGUAAAAGACUUGAGUCUUGACUUGGCCUCGAAGACUUGAGAUUCAAAUUGGACUCGGUGCAAAACAUUUGAACCUUCACUUUGAUCUAGAGAAAAAAGAGUUAGAUUUGUUUUUACACAUUUGACAGUCACUCACUGUUCAUAUGUUCCUCAAACCUUAUAAGAGACGUCCUUCUGAUUUGAUCAGGUUUGAUAUAAAAAACAGAUCUUUGGUCCUUAUGCAGUUUGUACCUGCUUAACAUUGCUUAAGACUGAAAAGCAAAAACAGUUGGAGAAACAAUCUAAUCUGAAUGAGUCAGAAAAAUAACACACAUCCUUCAAACUACUAAAUCUGAAGGGAACAAACAAAUUCAACAGUAUUAAAUAGUCGUUUUUAAAUAUUUUUUUUAAAUUUUUUACCUGAUAUGACAAUUAUCCAGUUGUUUCUUUGUGUUUUCUGUCUUCAUGCUAAGCUAACCAGCUUCUUUGAGCCUUUUAUGAUCGGGACCUCAAAUGGUCUACCCCUCAGAAGUGCCAAGGACAUGAGUUGUUUGAUUGGCCCUCCGUUACUGAGUUGAUUUGCCCAGGAGGACACUUCUCUGAUGCAUUCCUGAAAUCUCUCGGAUACAGACUUUUGACCUCUGAGAUUCCUAACGGACCGCUGUCUUACUGCUGAAGGCCAAAGUAUCCUCCAUGUCGGCGACUGACCUCUAAACUGAUGGGAAAUCUAAGUCACAGAGGAAGCUGUAUUUAAAUGUUUUAUCGUGCACACUGUAUGAUUGCCUGGAAGGAAGCCAAAGUUGGGAUUUAUACUGUUUCAAGGAAUGUACUGUUUAGUCUUCUUAAUUGACUAAAUGGAUCUUCACCACUGGAAAGCAAAAACUUGACAAAGACAAGGAAACACUAUGAUUUAUAUAUUUUGAGACUUGAAUUUCUAGUUGGACUGAUCCCCAAAAGUCUGUUUUUUUUAACAGUGUAACUUAUAAGAUCUUGAUGUUAAAACAGUAAUACUCACAAAGAUGAAUUAUGUAUGGAGGCUAAAACCUGUCUGUGCUGUCUACUGUAGCUUUGUUGUUUUUUCCACUGUUAAUCCGACAAGAAAGAGAUGCAAUCUGUAGGUUUAACACAAGAGAAGCCAAGAGUUACUUUGACUCCCCGAGCAUUGUCAGACCUAUAUAACUCUUAAAUUAUAUCCCUCAUGAUUCAUUCUUCAUAAUUUUUCCUCAAAGAGCUCUCUUUACAUCUUUCGGGCAAUGGGGUCAUUGAAACAUAAAAUAUCCAAAUUAGAACUGCGCAUACCUAAAACGUCUAAGGGAGUCAUUGUGCCCUAAUAUGGAAAAUACAGUAGACUGGGGACUGAGCUGUUUUGUUAUCCGUUUGGUUGAGUUUGCCAACUGGUAUUCUAUUCACAAUUAAGAUCCCCUACAGUGCUGCCAACAUUACUCCAUCGCGUGGUUCUAUGGGUGUUAUAUCUUGGCGGUUCAAGAGUUAAGACAAAGUCCAGAGGAGAGAGUUUUGAUUUAAUGACCAAACGUCACGUUUAAAUCCAGUUCCAGCCUAUCAUAAGGCAAGCUAACGGUGUUUCAGUAAAAGUAUCUCAUUGCUACUCCUGCUUCUGUCGACAAAAAACAAAUUACACAGAAUUUUGCCCUGACAAACACCCAAACCUGUUCACCUACAGAGGCGGAGCAAUAGUUUCAGAAAUCAUCUAUAACUUCAGGUAUAACCUCUGUUUAUGACCAAUCUCACAUGUCUGUGUAUUUUUGUGUUACCAACAGUUUGUAAAUGCAGACUUUUAAUUUGAGAUGAAAUGUAGCAUUUGGGCACUUUUUUUUAAAUAUAUUUUUUUGUUUUAAAGAAGCAUCACUCUGUUCUUAUAAUUUCCUUUCCACUCAGUUUAAGGAGCCAUGCAUGGUCACUAUUAAAAACAGUUAUGAAGCCAUCAAGCAAUUUAACACAAAAUUAAAAACUAUUAUUUACAUUGGAUAUGCAUGUUUGUUAUAACUUUGGUAUAGCUUUGUCAUAAACUUUUCUUAGGGCAUGAUGAAUCAGGAGAGCAGAUUUAUCUGUGAACAUGAUAUCUGAAGAUUAUUAGAGACUAUAAUAUCUUUCAUUAUGUAAUAGAAAAACACAGCAAUGAAGCCAUUUUUUUCCCCUCCAUACGUCUUGCUUUGUGCUUUAGCCUAGCCCUGUUUUAGCACUGCUCAAGAGCUUCUUCUUGUAUAUUGAUGUUGUUAAUAUCUACAUUGGCACUACCUGCUGUGACACAAUUUUUAUUAGACCCCCACAGACAGUGUAGUUGUAAAUGUUUUAAAAAAAACAAAGCAAAAAAAAAAAAAAAACAUUUCAAAAUCCAUUUGGAAUAUUGGAGCAAUAGCCGCAAUUUCCCCAUCCAAGCAAAUGUUAAGAAAAUUUCACAAGGUAAGAAGUCUUGCUAAACCUAGAAUUGAAUUUCCAGUGACAAGCAGGUAUUUUUGUUUUGAGUGUGGAAAAACUCCCCGAAAGUUAUCUUAAAAAAACUUAUUUAACACAACUUAGUUUUGAAAUUAUAAAAAUAGUUUUAAUGGAAACAAAAUUCCUCAAUAGCAGUAUGUAAACAUAGAUGUUGCCUGUAGAUGUUGGGUCAUGUAAUAAAAUGAGAAAUAAUAACAUUUUCUAAUUUAAUUUUGUGACAUUAUCUAUUUAUAUGUUAAAUAGGCUUGGUUUGUAAAUGCUCUAAAAUCUGCUUUUUUGUGACAUUUUGAUUUUUUAAAGGUUUAUACACAUCUAGUAUCCAGUGUGUGAUGUCUACUAAUUGAUUUGCCUUUGACCAGCUUUGCAUGAAACUAUCUGAAUUGUAAGAUGGCAUAUAGUGUUUGGGAUACAAUGUGUUAGAGCCACGGCUGGAAAGAAGAAGCGGGUGGAGGAGAGAUAGGGCAGCGGUCAUAUUUAGAAAAAAACAUUUCUCCUUGAAACAUUGUCUUUUUUUAAAUAAAUAAAUGAAUUCACGCUG